CUCUGACCUGUCAUCGCCCAUAAUAUGAGAAUCUUCUGUGCCUCUGAAGCUUGUCAGUUUUUUUUCAAACUUACCUGCUCAGACGGCAGACUGGCGUUUGAUAGUCCGUCAACCAUGACCCGCCAAGACACAGCGACCCCAACGGGAAGCCUGAGCGCACAGGGCCCCUCAAACACCGGUUACAACAACAACCCAGCGCCGGUACCUGUGAUCACACAGACGAACUCAAGAGACAAAUGGAGCAAAAAGAUGGAUUUUCUUUUAUCAGUCAUUGGCUUCGCGGUAGACUUAGGAAACGUUUGGAGAUUUCCAUACAUUUGUUACCAAAAUGGAGGCGGGGCUUUCCUCAUCCCCUACAUUGUCAUGGCCAUCUUUGGAGGUGUGCCACUAUUUUACAUGGAACUGGCCCUGGGACAGUUCCACAGAACUGGCGCCAUAUCCAUAUGGAAACACAUAUGCCCCAUCUUCAAAGGCAUUGGGUAUGCGAUCUGUGUCAUCGCGCUGUACGUCUCCUUCUACUACAACACCAUCAUCGCCUGGGCACUUUUCUACUUCUACUCGUCCUUCGCCAGCGUCCUGCCCUGGACUAACUGUGACAACGCCUGGAACACUGAAAACUGCACCAACUACUUCCUGAAAGACAAUGUGACCUGGAACAACUACUCCAGGUCACCUGCUGAGGAAUUUUACACGAGGAAUGUUCUGGAGAUCCACAAGUCCGAUGGGCUGCAUAACGUGGGGGGUGUUCGCUGGCAGCUGAUGCUCUGCCUCUUUCUCAUCUUCACUAUCGUUUACUUCAGUCUCUGGAAGGGAGUGAAGACAUCAGGGAAGGUAGUGUGGGUGACGGCCACCUUGCCCUAUGUGGUGCUCUUCAUCCUGUUGAUCCGUGGUGCCACCCUACCAGGUGCAUGGAAGGGAGUGGUCUUCUACCUAAAGCCAAAAUGGGAGAAACUCUUCGAGACCAGUGUGUGGGUAGACGCUGCGGCUCAGAUCUUCUUCUCCUUGGGGCCAGGCUUUGGGGUGCUCCUUGCCCUCUCCAGCUACAACCCAUUCACAAACAACUGUUAUCGUGACGCCAUAGUGACCAGCCUGGUGAACUGCCUGACCAGCUUCAUGUCUGGUUUUGUGAUCUUCACUGUGCUGGGGUACAUGGCAGAGAAGAGAAAUGUGAAUGUGGAGGAUGUAGCCAGAGACAAGGGUCCAAGCCUACUCUUCAUCACCUAUCCAGAGGCCAUAGCCAACAUGACAGGGUCAACAUUCUUCGCCAUCAUCUUCUUCGUGAUGAUGAUCACGCUUGGGCUCGACAGCACGUUUGGAGGACUGGAGGCUAUCAUUACUGCUGUGAUGGAUGAAUACCCUGGUUACCUGGCGAACAGACGGGAGCUGUUUGUACUGGGCUUGGUUGUUGUGUGCUUUUUGGGCUCCCUCAGCACCCUUACCAAUGGCGGGGCCUAUGUGGUGAAACUGCUGGAGGAGUUUGGGGUGGGUUCCUCCAUCAUUGCAGUUGGUUUUCUUGAGGCCAUCGCUGUUUCCUGGUUCUAUGGUAUCACAAGAUUCAGCAAUGACAUUAAAUCCAUGUUAGGCUAUUCUCCUGGAUUAUUCUGGAAGGUGUGCUGGGUGGCCAUCAGUCCUGCAUUUCUAGCGUAUAUAAUAGUGAGCUCCCUGCUUAAGCCACCCCCCCUCCAACUCUUUGACUACAAGUACCCAGACUGGAGCAUCACGGUGGGCUACGUCAUCGGGGCCUCCUCCUUCAUGUGGAUCCCUAUCUAUAUGGUCUACAAGCUGGUGUGGACCCCCGGAUCACUGAAACAGCGCCUAGCCGUGUGUCUGAGACCUGAGAGGACCAUCAUGCCAGAGAUCCACGCAGACUCCCUCAACAUGAGUCCUGUUCCAUAGAAGCACCUACGUUGCCAAGAACCCAGCCAGGCACAUAACGUUCUACCAAUAGGCUCUUGAAUGAGAACCAACUCAGCAGAUACAGAUCAAUCUCAUGGAGUGUUCAACAAAUAUUUUUAUUUUUUUGCUCAGUAAGUACAAUAAACACAAAUUGUCUGCAAGAGGGGACUUUAAUGUAAAGAGAAAACAUUUCAUAUGAAUUAAUAUUCAGUGUGAACGCGUCCUUCAAAUACUGUCAGUAUACAGUUUAUUUUGGACAGAAAAAUGUAGGUCUGAUCACAAGACAGACUUCUACAGCUAUUAAGAUAAGGCUGUAAGGCACUUCUCACCAAUUACUUGUUUAUUUAUUUAACCUGGCAAGUCAGUUAAGAACAAAUUCUUAUUUACAAUGACAGCCUACCAGGGAACAGUGGGUUAACCGCCUUGUUCAGGGGCAGAACAACAGAUGUAUUUUUUUCUCAGCUCUGGGAUUUGAUCCAGCAACCUUUCGGUUAGUGGCCCAAUGCUCUCACCACUAGGUUACCUGCCACCCUUACUUCUUUCUGCUACAUUAUUAACAGUUAAAAAACAUGACCCAGUCACAUUAAAUUACCCUUGCAUGUUUUAUUUUUAUGAUGUACCCUUUUAAGCAACCACAGUGACAAUCAGCUUUGGAAAUUGUCUCAUUACAAUCCCAAAACAUUACAUGCAGUGGAGAUUUUUUAAGAAAAGUAUCUUGUGUGUUGAAGAUAAGAUCAAUAACCAGAAACCCCUUUAUUAAUAACUGGGCUUCAUACAAAGUAUAGCAGAUCAUGUCAUUUGUUCUGUGUGAUAAGUAACCAUUUACACUGUGUGGCUGACGAAUGGUUGAUGUCUUAAAGGUUGUUUUUUUUUAAACAGAUUUUAACCGACAAUAGUUCCUCACCAACAUGCAAGUUAAAAGGAUUACCUCAAAGAAUGCAGUUAGCGGAUGAGACCAAAUACGCUGCUAAAAGUCUUUCCGUUUAGGUUAUGCUUUAUUUCAUAGUCCGCUAUUUUACCUGUCAUUUUCUUGGAAAUGAAGGUAAAAUGGUAAUUACAUAAUUAUUGUUACGUAAUUGGUAUCCUGGUUGUUUACCAAUUGUUUUUGAACCAGUUGGUACCAAUUAUUUAGAUAUACACUAGAUGUCUAAUUGUGGGCGCUGUGUUGAAGCCAAUGUGCCUCCAUCUUGGCACUCCACCACCGUUGAGAAAAUAAUAUUCUAAAAGCUAUGGAAAUGCAUUUCCUAAUGUCUACAUUCGUUUUUGCAACAUUUAUUCUGUUACCCACCUUAAUGCAUUCUUUUAAAUUAUAUUAUGUGAGCUAAACAUAACGUUUAAAAAAAAUCAUACAUUUCCCCAAAAGUAUCAUUUUUAGUUAUUGUCCCCACUACAACAAAAAAUACAUAAAUACAUGUAAUUUUGUCAGUUAAACAUUUAAUUGAAAUACUGUAGAAUUCCAUUCAUUCCUAUAGAGGACUGCUCCUACUGUGGAGUACCAAUAUGGCCGACCGGUGGCUUCAAAGCCUCUCAAUGGCCAAUACAUAGCGUCAGCAAUCCAGGGUUUAUAUACAUUAUUGGUUGGUUCCCAUUUUUAGCAGUUUCUUGGUAUAUUCCAAUUACAAUGGGACUACAAAAUAAACUGUUACCUUAUUUUCUCCUAAGUGUUUGUUGUUGGGAUAAACAACUUCCGGGGGUGUAUUCUGCCUUAAAUCUGCCUAAAUAUUGUAGCUACGUCAAAGCAUUAUAAACUCUGUAUUGAUAUUAUGCCUCUCCAGACAAACAAAAAACAAGGUUUUAUUUUCUCGAUGUGAUAAGACUCUUUGAACUGUUACUCAAUCCCUAAUCAAAGCCUAUCAGGGAUUGUAACACGUUUCCAUUUACUCUCAACUUUUGUUUCACUUAUCUCCAGAGAAUAAUUUGACGAGUCGUUUUAAAUAAGCUAUAUAAUAUUUGGAAUGUUUUGUGAUUUCAGUCUUACCUUUCUAAGUAACAAAAAAGGAAGCAGGUCCCUGUAUUUGUAGGAUGUGACGGCAACUUUCUCGUAUACAUGUAAUGAGAAGUUUAAAAAGAUACUGAAUAUAUAAACGUGUGUAUUACA
Messenger RNA from Oncorhynchus tshawytscha (Chinook salmon), 3994 nucleotides. RefSeq names its product sodium-dependent serotonin transporter-like. Gene Ontology annotation, biological process: serotonin uptake; sodium ion transmembrane transport. The record is from RefSeq and is a predicted model, not a curated record. Bases 25 to 1896 code for a protein of 623 amino acids. Gene Ontology annotation, molecular function: serotonin binding; serotonin:sodium:chloride symporter activity. NCBI's taxonomy places the organism in Eukaryota, Metazoa, Chordata, Actinopteri, Salmoniformes, Salmonidae. Gene Ontology annotation, cellular component: membrane; neuron projection. The transcript is spliced from 13 exons.